Messenger RNA from Eurypyga helias (sunbittern), 3207 nucleotides. RefSeq names its product leukocyte receptor tyrosine kinase (gene LTK). Lineage: Eukaryota; Metazoa; Chordata; Aves; Eurypygiformes; Eurypygidae. The transcript is spliced from 20 exons. The annotation marks the transcript as partial. Gene Ontology annotation, cellular component: signaling receptor complex; membrane. The record is from RefSeq and is a predicted model, not a curated record. Gene Ontology annotation, biological process: positive regulation of kinase activity; cell surface receptor protein tyrosine kinase signaling pathway; multicellular organism development. Gene Ontology annotation, molecular function: ATP binding; transmembrane receptor protein tyrosine kinase activity.
CUAGGCUUGUCUGUAGGAAAUAUUCUAAAUAGUGGUGAUGAUGAUGAUGAAGUCUCUAAAACUUCUGUUUUAUUGCAAAGGUUUCAGUUGCAACUCCUGGCAACCUGGGGCUGGAAUUCCCAAGCUGACAUUGCUAUCGACAACAUCACAUUUGGACUGGACUGCUUCACUGACGGAAGACAAGCAAAUCACUUUGGUGGGAAGCAUCAGUACCCACGGGAGAUCAAUAUCUUGGAUGAUCAUCUUCUGAACCCCCUGGAAGAGCCCUCCCUCCCAGGGGACACAUCUGUUGUUCUGUGGUGGUUCACAACAUGUGGGGCCAGUGGUCCACACGGACCAACUCAAGCUCAGUGCGACAGUGCCUAUAAGAACAGCAAUGUGUCGGUGACUGUGGAGAAAGAGGGCAGGCUUCGGGGAGUGCAGAUCUGGAGAGUGCCAGCCACGAACCGAUACAGGAUUUCUGCCUAUGGAGCAGCUGGAGGGAAGGGAGCCAAAAACCACAAUAAGAGGUCCCACGGGGUGUUCAUCUCGGCCACCUUCCAGCUGGAGAAAGAUGAGCUGCUGUACAUCUUAGUGGGGCAGCAAGGGGAGGAUGCCUGCCCUGGGGCCAAUCCUGAAACACAGAAGAUCUGCCUAGGGGAGUCAUCUCCCAUUGAAGAAGAUUACAACAAAAAGAAGGUCCUGAAGGACUGGGCUGGAGGAGGUGGGGGGGGAGGAGGAGCAACCUACAUCUUUAGACAGAAGGAUGGGAUUUUCGAACCUUUGCUCAUCGCAGCAGGAGGAGGAGGAAAAGCCUACCUGAAGGCUCAGGACAGCUCCCUAGAUGACAUACCCCUGGAGCAAUUUCAGAACAGCACCGCAGUACCUGGAGUCAGUGGAAGGACUGGGGCAGCAGGUGGAGGUGGUGGCUGGCAAGAUGAGACACUGCUUCCUCAGGCUGGGAAGUCCCUUCUGGAAGGUGGAGAAGGGGGUCAAGCUUGUCCCCAAGCACUAGCCAAGCUCCAGUGGGCUACCUCUGGUGGUUUUGGUGGGGGAGGAGGAGCUUGUACUUCUGGUGGAGGAGGCGGAGGCUACAGAGGGGGACAUGCCUCUGGUAAUGAUGAUAUCACAGCUGGUGGGCAGGAUGGCAUCUCUUUUGUGAAUCCCAUUGGAGAGAUCUUCUUGCAUCCCCUGGCAGCCAUGGAGAGUCACGGUGAGGUGGAGGUUCAGAUCUAUCUUAACUGCAGCCAUUGCCACUCAGACAACUGUAAGCGGGACCCUGACACCAACCUCCCAGUCUGCCAGUGCGAGAUGGGGGCUGUUUUAGCCAAUGACAAUGUCACCUGCACUGUGCCCCAGAGUCCUAUCACAGAGGGACACCUUCCUCUUCCACUCCUCCUAGCUGUGGUGGCUGUGAUUGUGGUGCUUGGAAUGAUCCUUACUUGCGGCAGCCUAUCUAUCAUUUAUCACCUUAAGAAGCAGCAGCUGGAAGGAGCCAGAGCACGACUGCAGAGCCCAGAAUAUAAACUGAGCAAAAUCCGCACAUCAGCCAUCAUGACAGAUUACAACCCCAACUACUGCUUCGCAGGGAAAGCUGCCACUCUGAGUGAGCUGAAGGAGAUCCCACGGAAAAACAUCUCUCUGCUUCGGGCACUAGGGCAUGGUGCAUUUGGUGAGGUUUAUGAGGGAACCGUGGUAGGCAUUGCAGGGGAUCCCAGCCCUCUUCAAGUGGCUAUCAAGACCCUGCCGGAAGUCUGCUCUGAGCAGGAUGAGAUGGAUUUCCUGAUGGAAGCAUUGAUCAUCAGUAAGUUCAAUCACCAGAAUAUUGUGCAGUGCAUCGGUGUUAGCCUGCAGACGCUUCCUCGCUUCAUUCUGCUUGAGCUCAUGGCUGGAGGAGACAUGAAGAGCUUUCUUCGGCAGAAUCGACCCAGGGUGGUGAGAUAACUUCCCUUAAUCAACCAUCCUCUGCUGAACAUAGCUAGGGAUAUUGCCUGCGGCUGUAAAUAUCUGGAAGAGAAUCAUUUCAUCCACAGAGAUAUAGCUGCAAGGAAUUGCCUUUUAACCUGCACUGGAGCAGGACGAAUAGCCAAGAUUGGUGACUUUGGGAUGGCCAGGGAUAUUUACAGAGCAAGUUACUACCGCAAGGGAGGAAGAGCCAUGCUUCCUGUCAAGUGGAUGCCACCAGAAGCUUUUCUAGAGGGCAUUUUUACCUCCAAGACUGAUACUUGGUCCUUCGGUGUGCUGCUUUGGGAGAUUUUCUCUCUAGGCUACAUGCCCUACCCUUGCAAAACUAACCAGGAAGUGCUGGAAUUUGUCACCAGUGGAGGAAGAAUGGAUCCACCAAAAAGCUGUCCAGGGCCAGUGUACCGGAUCAUGACGCAGUGCUGGCAGCACAGCCCAGAGUAUCGGCCAAACUUCUCCACCAUCCUGGAAAGAAUCAAGUAUUGCACACAGGACCCUGAUGUGAUCAACACUGAGCUGCCCAUGGAGUGUGGCCCCGCACCAGAGGACGAAGGGAGUACGGUCAUGCGCCCCACCAUCUCCAGUGGGAUAGUGCCCCUGUUGGUAAGCCCUUCCCUCACGCCACAGACAACGCCCAAGACGCUGGACUCCCACCAUGCUGGGCAUAAACUUGUACAGUGUCCACAAGAGCUGCUGGUGGACAACCUGAGCAGCCAGGCUGCUCAAGGGCCCAGCCCGCCAUGCCUCAGCGAUUUCAGCAGCAGGUCCUGGUGCCAGCAGGCCUCCAACCAGAAGUUGGAGCUCAGCAAUCCGCCAACCCACAGACUUAAAAACAAAACAAAAAAUCUUUGGAACCCAACCUAUGGAUCGUGGGUGCUAGAGAACAUCUGUCACUUCAGCCCCAGCUCCAAGCUUAAAGCAACUCCAGAGCGGGAAGAUUCAGGCUUUGAUGGGAAUUGCAGUUCUUCUAGCUCUCGGGCAUCUCCAGCAUCUCCGAGUCGAAGCAACUGCCCUCACCUGGAUAUCGGUGGGAUUGAACUGGUGAAACUCCAGACUUUCCCCUGCGGCAAUGUAAAUUAUGCUUAUGAUGACCUGUGCUACAGCACUGACCACCAGCCGCCAGCUUUGGCAGAGGUCAGAGCAGCUGUGCUAAGGAGCUCCAGCCUGCCUAGAGAUGAAAAGCCUUUUUAUAAAACAGAGAAAACAUCAAGAGAGAGGGACUCCGGUCUGUCUUUGUCAGAUGACCUGAGUGUUACUCCACUAUAA